AUGUUGCCAUCACAAAGAAAGAUAUCAACUACCCAAGCAAUUGAGUUAGAUUUGGCGGCACAAUCUGGUCUUCGUUUAGGCCAGUCUUUUGAACUCAUGGGUACAGAAGCUGGUAGAAGGCAAUGUCUUGGGUUUACGAAAUUAGAUCAAAAAAAUUAUUUGAGAACCAAAAGACAACAAAGUUUAGCAUAUGAGGAAGUAGGCAAUGUGUUGCAAUACUUUAAAGAAAAAUCUUUGCAGAAUCCUUCCUUUUUUUAUGCUUUUCAAUUAGAUAAUGAGGAGCAAAUAACCAAUAUGUUUUGGGCCGAUGAACAAAUGAUCAUGGAUUAUGCCCAAUUUGGUGAUGUUGUCACAUUUGAUAUGAUUUACAAGUUAAACAAAGAACAUAAACCCUUUGCAUCUUUUGUGGGAUUCAACCAUCAUAGGAAAACAGUUAUAUUUGGUGCAGCAUUGUUGUAUGAUGAGACUGCUGAAUCGUUUGUAUGGUUGUUUGAAAAUUUUCUAGAGGCUAUGUCAAGAAAGGCACCAAAAACUUUGUUCACCGAUCAAGAUGCUGCAAUGGCUAAAGCCAUACCCAUCAUUAUGCCUGACACAAGUCACCGAUUGUGUACUUGGCAUUUGAUGCAAAAUGCAUUAAAACAUGUUAACUGUUUGUUCCAAGAUAAGGGGGUGAAGGGUGUACUAAAUAAAUUCUUCUUUCACAUUAAAGAUGCAAAUCAAUGGAAGUUAGAGUGGGCGGAAAUGCUUGAUAAAUAUGAUGCGCAUGAAAACCAUUGGUUGAAAUUGACUUUUGCGGAUUACAUUCGUUCUGAUUUCAACUUAAAUGAAUUCUUCAUGCAUUUCGAAAGGGUACUUUAUGAGAAGCGAUACAAGGAGUUAGAAGCAAGAUAUGCUUUGUGCCAAAGGUUUCUAAAGGCUAUGGACAAGCAGAAACAGAAGCAAACUGAUGCUGAAAUUGGGUUGGAAAGUGAAGUCAUGGCCUCUGAAAUUGUGAAGCAAACUGCUGCUGGAAAGUGA
Camellia sinensis is the source of this 1017-nucleotide messenger RNA. The record is from RefSeq and is a predicted model, not a curated record. NCBI's taxonomy places the organism in Eukaryota, Viridiplantae, Streptophyta, Magnoliopsida, Ericales, Theaceae.